GCCGCCGCCGCCGCACUGUAAUCAUAUGAUAAGGAGCAGCUCCCCGCGGCAGCGCAGCCACACACCGGGCACAGCGGAGGGGUCACGGCGGAGGAACUAGUUCUCUCAGCUCUGCAGCCAGCCCCACACCAGCGCAGCGGAGGAGGCUGAAGUGUCAAAGCAGAGCCGCAUCGCCCCCUUUAACGGAACUUUGACCAACUAACUCCGGAGUUUGUCUCGCUGAGAGUGUGGAGGGGGGGCCGGUUCCGGGGGGAGACAGCAGGUCGCAGCGGCCGCAGCACCGGGCGGACUGAGCGGAGAGAGGAGCGGCGGUGAGCGGGUCGCGGCUGGCGGAGUCCCCUGGGAUCCUCGCGGCGCCCUCUCACUGGAGACAACAUCACAAGUUCCCCCUGCAAGCCGGAGUCAUGGUCGGAGAGACGGAGGUGAAGGAGAGACCCAAGUCCAACCCGGACUACCUGAUGCAGCUGAUGAACGACAGGAAGGUGAUGAGCUCGCUGCCCAACUUCAGCGGCAUCUUCACGCACCUGGAGCGGCUGCUGGAUGAAGAAAUCGGCAGGGUGCGCAAAGACAUGUACAACGACACAUUGAAUGGCGGCAUGUUCAACGGCCGCGACAUGGAGGAGCUUCCCGAAGCCAUCGGCCCUGUGGCUCAGCUGCAGGAGAAGCUCUACGUGCCCGUCAAAGAGUACCCCGACUUCAACUUUGUUGGGAGGAUCCUGGGCCCACGGGGACUGACCGCCAAACAACUGGAGGCAGAGACUGGCUGCAAGAUAAUGGUGCGAGGAAAGGGCUCCAUGAGAGAUAAGAAAAAGGAGGAGAUGAACCGAGGCAAGCCCAACUGGGAGCACCUCAACGAGGACCUCCACGUCCUGAUCACGGUGGAGGACACGCACAACCGCGCCAAGAUCAAGCUCCAGCGGGCCAUCAACGAGGUCAAGAAACUUCUCGUGCCCGCUGCCGAGGGGGAGGACAACCUGAAGAAAAUGCAGUUGAUGGAGCUGGCCAUUCUCAAUGGGACCUACAGAGACGCCAAUGUCAAGCCCACCGCCGGCUUCCCUCUAGCGACCCCUCAGGCGCCUCGGAUCAUCACAGGCCCGACGCCCGUCCUGCCUCAAGCUCUGCGUAACCCCGCCCCCGUCUCCACGCCUACCCUCAUGCCGUUGAUCCGUCAGAUCCAGAGCUCCGCCCUCAUGCCAGGAGGCAAUCCACAUCCCGCACUGGUGCAGCAAGGGCCGGAAUCCGGGAUCAUCUACACGCCCUACGAGUAUCCCUACACACUCACGCCCUCCAUAUUGGAAUACCCGAUUGACUCAACUGGAGUUUUAGGUAUGGCUUUCCCAACCAAAGGCUAAGCAAUAGCAACCCUUCUUAGCACACACGGACUGGCUUGCAGAGAUCCACCCCCCUACCCCCUACCCCUUUGCUCCCUCCCACACACACACUCCCAUACAUACUUUUCCCUGAGAGCAAACACUUGGUUUGCUGAUACUUUAGGAUGACAGAUUCCUCGACAGUCAUUCUGUAGUCAAGUGUCCAUUCCUGUUAAUUUCCUCUUUGUAUUAGCAGACUAGCGUUGUGGUGUGACAGCUAUUUAACUGUUUUUUUAAUAAUUCAGCUUCCGCUUGUAAUUUUUAACACAUUUUUAGUAAACCCAUAGUUGUUUUUUUUUUUGUUUUUUUUAGAGCUGCUGUUUGCGAUUUAACAUUAUGGUAAAGCUUACUUUGAUCACAGAGCUAGAGAGUGACUUUGCUUCCAGCUGAUUUCGAAUCUACUAGUGCAGCUUAGUGAGAAAUUUGCGGUUUGGAUUAAUAUUUUCUCUAGAGAACAGAAGACCACAAAACAACAACCAUUCUGUCUCUUAGAAGCAAGGUGUGUUUUUUUUUUUUUUCUUUAGUUUUUUUUACUUAUUUUCACCCUCAGCCUUGAAGACUGUACAUUUCUGGUUUCACUGAUGUUGGUGCCAUGGGUGGACUGUCUGAUGCCUUUCUGAUGAGUAACCUUCUGUGUUCUGUUUUGGGAAUGUUAAUGGCUGUUAGCAGGUGCCAUGACCACUAAGGUACGACGCCACGACAAGAGAAUCCAUCCUUACCAAAGGGUAGUGACCACAGACAGAGGUUAGUUAGCUCACCAGCCACCUGAUGUGUAUGUGUAUAUGUGCGUGUUAGUGUGUGUGCAUGCAGACCAGUGGACCAAUCUCAAUUUACAUGUGUCUGUAAUACGGCAUGCCUUAAAAAAAAAGUAAGAAAUAACUGCAUCAGGCGCAGAGGUUGCAGGCAGGAGCAGCCUCGCUGCCAAAUGUGAAGCAGUUUUUGUCGCAGUGACAGUGAAAUAAGCGAGGAUACCGGGGAGGAACCAUGUUAGGGGUGACAGCUGCAGCGGUUAUCUGUGCUCGCCUGCUAACUUAAACUGGAAGCCUAACGGGCCGAUACCCUCUCAAUUAGAAUGGAUCACUCCAUUCAUGUGACCCGGUCCUCGUGACUCCGGAGUCCUGUCUCUGAAACUCUAAGUCACUGUUUAUCUCCUCAGUACUGCCUCUGACCACAUAAAUACCGUGAGAAGUUCUAUUUAUACUCAACUUCAUUCCACUAGAUUUCCGCAGGUAUUUUGUUUUUUUAAUUUUUUUAUAAUGAAUUAAAACCUGUGUAAUGCCCCACUUAUUACAUGACACUUAAAGAAAGUAAAACUGAUUGUCAUUUUUUCUAAAGGUCGUUCAAGUCAUCCUGAUCUUUAGGUUUUACUACUAAAACACAGCGUGUGAUAACUACUGAAGUCUGUGUUACAAGCUCUUUUGUAUGAAAUACUGUUGUUUGUGGUCUUAUCAGUCGCCCACUGGACUUUAUCAUUGGGGCUGUUUACAUAUUUCAUUUAUUUCCUAGCCAGAGUGGUGCUGUUACCAUGUAUUUAGCUGCAAAAUAAAUUUGUAUAUAGGGAUUUUAAGGAUUUAAGUGCUUAUAUGAAGCUUAUGGAACAAGAUCGCUUGGAAAUACUUGUAGUUUUUUUUUUCUUUUUUUUUUUAUUUAGUUUUCAAAUUUUUAUUUUUGUUUUUAUGAUAUGCUUUUUAUAGAUGAAGUGUCUCCAUGUAAACUUUAUUCAAAGUGUGUAGCUACUACUGUUUUAGCCACCGUGAAGGUGGCAAUGAAGGCAGUGUUUUGCUCUGUGUAUUUAAGAUGAGGUGACCUUCUCGAUUCACAGGCCCUGUGACUGUUAUAUGCAAUAGAAUGGACUAGCUAGCUACUAUAUAUGUGUGUGAGCGGUGAUGCUCCUGAUGUACACAAUGGAAAAAAAAAAAAACACUAAAAGGCAAUAAAGAUGAGUAUUGAAACAAGCCUCUAAAGCAAACCAAAGCCUCUAAAUUCUUGUAGUUGUUUAAAUUGUUUCCGAAGUCACUUUAAAAUCACCAUCUCUUAACCUCUCAUCGCUGUCUUUAUGGUGCCUCUUUGCUUACUGUAGCUGUUUCGGUGCUCCUCUAAUACUUCAUAGCAAACAAAUCAAGCCAUAAUCAAUAAUCAGUUAAUCACAACUGUUAAUCAUGAAGAUUUUUUUUUUUUACGCCUGCUGCUAAACAAUAGCUCUACGUGUCAGCAAGUGUAAGUCUGUGUGAGGUCCAGGCACUUUUCUUUGGACAUAAAGGUCACUCUCUCACCCACGUGGAACCAUGCUGUCUCCCUCUCUGUCCAUGGUUUCACUGUCUGUCUGUGCUAAACGUAGCCCAGCUAGCAUGAGUAGUGUCACUAUAGCAGCAGACUCACAGCGGGAAGGGCGUCUCCCAAUACCCCGCAAACACCUUCAUGAGCACAAGUGAGCAUCGCUAACCAGCCAUUCCUUAUGUCAACACCCGCUGGUUGAUGUGAGCUCUUGUGAACGGCUAUGCGGCGCUCAUGAAGGGGUUGUGCAGCGCUGAUGUAACGCCCUUCGUGCUGUGCGGCUGCUUUAGAUCUGCCUUGUUGUCAUCCCGACGCCACUAGCUGACACUAAUCUCUCUUCUAUCUUUUUUUCUUUUUAUGUCCCCUUUUAUGUGCCCUUUUUUUGUUUCCUUUCCUCGUC
Cololabis saira (Pacific saury) is the source of this 4044-nucleotide messenger RNA. It is a transcript of the gene qki2, whose product is annotated as QKI, KH domain containing, RNA binding 2. The transcript is spliced from 7 exons. Gene Ontology annotation, molecular function: mRNA binding. Gene Ontology annotation, biological process: regulation of mRNA splicing, via spliceosome. NCBI's taxonomy places the organism in Eukaryota, Metazoa, Chordata, Actinopteri, Beloniformes, Belonidae. Gene Ontology annotation, cellular component: nucleus. The record is from RefSeq and is a predicted model, not a curated record. The coding region runs from base 405 to 1352 and encodes 315 amino acids.